Messenger RNA from Penicillium manginii, 1341 nucleotides. RefSeq lists its product as uncharacterized. Lineage: Eukaryota; Fungi; Ascomycota; Eurotiomycetes; Eurotiales; Aspergillaceae. The annotation marks the transcript as partial. The transcript is spliced from 4 exons. The record is from RefSeq and is a predicted model, not a curated record.
ACAGGAAACUUGAAGGUCGAUCGGUCUCAUUACUAUCUCCAUGGCAUCAAAUACAAGACCCUCUGUCAAGCUCCCCAAGGGGAAAUCCUCGGAAUCCAGAUAGUCGAUAGAUUUCCUCAUCCUCUCGACGCAUUUCUCGGGGUUCCAUAUGCUAUACCUCCAACAGGAGACAGACGAUUCAGGCCUGCGCUGAAAAUAGGAGAGUCCAGCGAGAUAUUCGAUGGCUCAAAGUACGGCUAUGCAGCCCCUGGAAAGGCACUGCUUUCCGGAGGCCCAAACCUAGAGCAAAGCGAGGACUUGGCAAUUUAUUUGCAUGGUGGCGCCUUCAAUCGGGGUGCUGCUGCUAUGCACGAUAGCGCUUCCAUGGUGGCCUGGUCAGAGAAGCCAUUUGUUGCUGUGAGCUUCGGGUACCGCAUAGGUGCUCUUGGAUUUUUGCCUUCAGAAGUCAGGAAAAAUGAAGGUAUAUUAAAUCUGGGAUUAAGAGGUCAGGUUCUUCUCUUUCAAUGGGUUCGGGAUAACAUUGGUCGAUUUGUUGGGGAUCCGGGAAAUGUGACCCUAAUUGGUCUCUCUGCGGGGGCGCAUUCGCCCCCUUUGUUUCAUCGUGCGAUCAUGGAAUCUGGAUCACCCACCUGCCGAGCUGUCCGCCCUUACAAUGCGAAGAUCCACGAAGAGCAAUUUCAAGACUUUCUUAGAGAGGUCAAUUGCCCAGGUGACCUAGAUAAAACAGAGAUAUUCCCAUACCUGCGCAGCCUCCCGAGUUCAAAAAUAACUGAGGCUCAAAUAAUGGUGUUUGAUAAGUACAAUCCCUCACUAAGAUGGCCCUUCCAACCAGUUAUCGAUGAAGAGAUGAUUCCACGCAAACCACUGGAAGCAUGGCGUUCUCAUUCAUGGAACAGAAUACCCAAAAUGACCAGACUCAACACAAGUGGAGCAAACGCCUAUGUCAGUAAGAAAAUGUCCGAGCCAUCAGAAUUCUGCACGUUCUGGCAGACUCUUCUGCCCAACCUUUCAGCCUCUGAACUAGAUUCGAUUGAACAGCUAUAUCCAGAUCCAAGAAUCGAUCACAGAUCCCCAUAUAACGAGACAGGUGAAGGCCUUGGAGCUCAAUUCCGGCGCAUAGAGGCAGCAUAUGGACACUACGCCUACGUCGCACCGGUCCUAUGUAGUAUGAGACAUCCAAAUAGGAUAUCUGAGAGAUCUUCGAGUCUCAAAAUGAACUAUCAAGAAUGCUCCAUGCAUAUCUUACCAGUAUCAUUACGACGGGAGACCCGAACGCUGUACGAGGGCAAUAUCCAGAAUGACCGCAGUGGUCGCCCUUUGAACCAAGAGAUCAGAAAGUGA